Molecule: messenger RNA, 2541 nt
Organism: Cyclospora cayetanensis
Lineage: Eukaryota; Apicomplexa; Conoidasida; Eucoccidiorida; Eimeriidae
Exons: 7
Source: RefSeq, a predicted model, not a curated record
AUGGCUCGCAAGAAAAGAGCAGCUCGAAACAGAUCGGAGGAUACCAAACACGAGCGGUCUGCCGCUUCCGCUGGAGCGGCAGCGAUUGCCGCUGCAGAACAGGCAGCUGCUACAGCUUCCCCACCACUUGCCAGCGGCGGCAGACAGAGCGUCAGCGACUCGGCUCAAGCACGCAGCAGAAGCGGUAGCGAACCACCCAUGACAAGCUCUCCAAGUGGUGCCUCCGAAAGCACAAGCUCCUGCACGCGCAACAGUGAUGCCACACCUGCCCUCUUUAAGGCGCUCAUUGAAGGUCUUAAGAGCGUGGCAGCCGAACGGAAGCGACGGAGUAGAAAAGUGGAUUCUCAGGAUUUGCUCUUGCACUUCAUGCACUACAUAUCCUCCCCAGCCAUGGAGGAGCUGCAGAGACAGCAGAUGCAGCAGCAGCAGGAGCAGCAGCAGCAGCAGACGCAGCAAGCAGCAGGAUUCCACUGCCAAAACGUCUCCGUCGUUGCCGGUGCGCAGUGGCAUGAAGCUGCAUGGGUGUCUUUGCUGCAAGAAGCCCUUCGGCCUCCUGCAGCAGCAGCAGCAGCAGCAGCAGCAGCAGCAGCAGCAGGAGAGAGCGCUGCUGCUGCAGAUGGCGACGGCGCAAGCCGCGCCAUCUGCACUCAGCAACAGCAGCAGCGGCAGCAGCAGCAACACAGUGACCACGUUACAGAGGUGGGGAUCAUGUUCGCAGCGCAGCAGCAACAGCUGUACCUGUCGCUGCUGCUGCUGCAACAGCCAGACUGGAUAGCUGGAGCGUUUCUGGCUUUGGAGGAUCUGCGUUCUCUUGCUGCCGACGAAAGCUCCGCCUUGGCAGCGGCUGUUGCGGCAGACGCAGCAGCAGCAGCACAGGAGCAGCAAGAGGAGCAUUCGGCAACUCAGGGAGAACGACUGCGGCAGCAGCAGGAGCUUGGACGGCUUGUUUAUGCAACGGAAGAAGAAGCAGACGCUUUGCGAGAGAACUACUUCAAGUCUUCCUUCAACGGCAAGAGUCCUGCAGCCCUUACAGCUGCCGGCAACUGCUUCGGAUAUCGAGACAAAAAGAAGGAGCGCCGACUGUGCAGAGCUGUAGCAGCACUGCACAUGCUUGUGUCGCUUGCAGCCUCCGAGUUUACUGCGGCUGCAGCCGCUGCUCUCUGCAGCAGCACCCGCCUUCUGCGCGCACUUGCGCCUUUGAUCGCAAUUGCAUGCAGCAGAGGAGGCCUUUUGGCCGUAUCGGUGCUGAGAGCCCUCAUGCAGGCAAUCUCUGCAGCGCCUGCAACUGCGACUGCAGCAGCAGCAGCGGCAGACGGCACGCAACGCAGUGCUGCAACAGGCAGGGGGGAGUGGCUGUUCAUUCUUUCGGUGUAUCCGAAAGCCUUGUUGUCGCUGCUGCACCUCUGCCUUCAAGAGCAGGCGACAGAUCCUCGGGGAGUCAACGGUCUGGCGCUCUUUGCUGCUGCCCCAGCACUGCCGCUUACUCUCCAGCUCAACGAGCUGAGAAGUCAGAUUCUCGCGAAACCAGACAAUGAGCUCUUCCUGCACUACCUCGUGGUCCUACUUAAGGCACUUGAAGACAGGCAAUUUCGUCUUCACGCUGAGUCCAACAUGCAGCUUGCCAGAGAUGUCGCCGAAGUUCUUGCAGAGUUGCAGCGCGAGGAGAGGGGCCUCGCUGUCAUUAAGCAAAGGAGGACACAGUGGUUUUUACUGUGGAGGGAAUGUAAACAGCUGUGGUCAGCUCAGUGGAAUCAAGGUGUGUGCUCGCAUUCAGGAGAGCAGUCAGCGUGGAACCUGUUGGGUGAAGGCAUCCGCAAAGGAGAAUGCGUGUCUCCAGAGGAGAUUGCCUCUCGUUGCGUAUGGGGUACUAAGCCUAACGAAGGAGGGUGUGCGUAUUGCAUGCGAUCUGAUAAUACGGCACGGUUCCUCCGACUCUUUAAUUCGGAGCACGCGGAAACCUCUUUGACUGCUGCAAGGGAGCAACGAGAUCAUCUGCCUCUGGCGCCUUGGGAGAUAGAGCGGCACUUGCAGCAGCAGCAACUGCAGUUGCUGCAGGAAGAAGCAGAGCAUGCAAGAAAAGAAAGAACCUCUAGGUUUAGACAAGUGCUGGAGCAGCGGCGCAAGAAGAAGCAACAGCAACUGCAGGAGCGGCAGCGUGACGAGCAGCUUCAGCCUAUCCAUUGCCAUCCCCAAACGAAACCAUGCGCAUUGUCUCUUCUUCUGACGGGAGGUAUCGUCAGCAGAUGGCUGCACCGUGCACUCCUGUAUAAUGUGGAGGGGCCUUCGCAGGAAGGCUCCUCCACAUUGGGAACAGCUUUUUUACUGGCAAACCUCAGGGAAGCUGUCGUGGGAAAGCAGUUAGGGAACCUGGAGACUGAAUUGCGACAACAACACCAUCAAAAGCAGCAGCCGACACAGCAGCCUAAGCAGCAGCGAGCCGGGAAGCGCCGCAAACAAAGGCAGGGGGCACCCGGCAGCAAGAUGGCGCAGACGGCAGCUGAAGAAGCGCAGACAGCAGCUGAAGAAGCGCAGACGGCAGCU